Messenger RNA from Thermothielavioides terrestris NRRL 8126, 2703 nucleotides. RefSeq lists its product as uncharacterized. Lineage: Eukaryota; Fungi; Ascomycota; Sordariomycetes; Sordariales; Chaetomiaceae. Gene Ontology annotation, cellular component: nucleus. The transcript has 3 exons. Gene Ontology annotation, molecular function: protein binding. The coding region runs from base 239 to 2089 and encodes 616 amino acids. The record is from RefSeq and is a predicted model, not a curated record.
GCCUCAUCCGCCUGCGCAUUUGCGGCAGCAACCGGUGAUUUACUGAUCCGCAUAGACGUGCCGGGCAUUGAAUGCAGGCAUCGGUAUCCGGCAGCCCUUGGCGCACGUUCGCUCGCCGCCCGACGACGGCACGGCGAAGACACCCCCGUCCCGAGUUCGAGGCGUCCCCCUGCGAGUCGCGGCCCCGAGCUCCAAGUCCCCCCCACCACUCCUCCACCGGACAGUCAGACCCGCCACGAUGAACCAGCCCCAGCAAUACCAGCCGCCCCGGCGGACAGGGACCUUCUCUUCGCAGCACGACGAACUGCACAUGUCGUCGGCCAUGUCCCAUCAGAACCAACCAAUGUCGCCCCGCGACUACCAGGCCGCUGGUGCUGCCCCGCAUAUCAAACUCGACCAGGCGUCGUCGAGCCUACCUCAGCUGCCUGGCUACCAAUCUGGCGGCACCGUGCCAAACGUGUUGCAGCCCGGCGGGUUGGGCUCCCGGCAGCAGCCCACGAUCCCCUCGAACAGUGUUCCUUCGACCAUGCCCGGUAUGCAGCAACAGCCCGAAUAUCAAUCGCAUCAGCACCAGAAGCCCAACUCGCUGAGCUUGUCGCACGCCUACUCGCGCUCCAGCCCCGCGGCGCCCUACGAAAGCGGCGGAUCGAACUACAUCCCCUACUCGCCGACCACCCCCGGCGGCACCGCGUCCUCGACCCAGUUCAUGUCUCCGACGGAUACUAAAUACAACCCCCCAAAUUCCCAACGAAACGUUUCCAACACCCCACUCGGUCUUGCGGAUAUUCGGCCCCGCGCCGACUCGACCCUGUCAGAUGGUUUGCCCGGCACGCCUGGCUACGAGACGGCAAAUCUCCAGCCGCGGACCAGCAAUUACAUGGCUCCGUGGCCGCUCUACGCCUUUGACUGGUGCAAAUGGGUCCCUCAAGGCAGCGGCGCUGGAAAGCUUGCCAUUGGAAGCUACUUGGAAGAUGGGCAUAAUUAUAUCCAAAUCCUCGAAGCUCAGCUCACGCCCACGCCUUCGGAUGUCUAUGUCCCUGGUGGAUCCAAAUGGGCCAUGGACUUCACCAAAAUCGCAGAGGCCACACAUUCGUAUCCCGUCACCCGCUUGCUCUGGGAGCCGCCGUCGUCCCAGAAGCAGUCGACAGAUCUGCUCGCUACUUCGGGCGACCACCUCCGCCUGUGGUCGCUCCCUUCAGAGCCCCAGCCGCCUACCCCCGGGUCGACGAUCACGUCAAGGAACGGCCGCGACAUGCCCGUUACGAAACUCACCCCGCUGGCUCUCCUGUCCAACUCCAAGACACCCGACCACACAGCCCCGCUGACCUCCCUGGACUGGAACACAGUAAAUCCGAGUCUGAUUAUCACCUCGAGUAUAGAUACCACAUGCACUAUCUGGGAUAUCCCAUCCCUGACGGCAAAGACGCAACUUAUUGCGCACGACAAGGAGGUGUACGACGUCCGCUUCUGUGCCCAGAGCAGUGACGUGUUUGUGAGCUGCGGCCAGGACGGCAGCGUCCGAAUGUUCGACCUGCGGAGCUUAGAGCACAGCACCAUCAUCUACGAGCCCUCAGCCAAGGACGAGCGAGAUGCCAACGGCGGCCGCAUCAGCCCGACGCUAGCCCAACAAACGCUCUCCCACCCGCCGCCGCUCCUGCGACUCGCGACCUCGCCACACGACCAGCACCUCCUGGCGACCUUCGCCCAAGACUCCAACGUGGUCCGCAUCCUCGACGCGCGCCAGCCGGGCCAGGCGCUCCUCGAGCUGCGCGGGCACGCCGGCGCGGUCAACUGCGUCGAGUGGUCGCCCCUGCGCCGCGGCACGCUCGCCUCGGGCGCCGACGACUGCCAGGUCCUGAUCUGGGACCUGAUGAACCACCACCACCACCAACCGGUCAACGGCGCCGCCGCCGACGGCAGCAGCAGCAGCAGCAGCAGCAGCAGCACCAGCGUGCGCAGCCCCGUGGCCAGCUGGCAGUGCGAGUACGAGGUCGGCAACCUCGGCUGGGUGCCGCACCUGGCCACGGGCGAGUACGGCGAGUGGCUGGGCGUGAGCGCCGGCCGCGGCGUGUGGGGCGUCAGGCUAUGAUGAUGAUGAUGAUGAUGCUGUGAUGUUCGCUGUUGAUGAGCACCAUGUCUACUUCAAGUGUGGGAAACGGGGCGUGACGGGGAGGACGGCGGGAUAGAGCACAGCAAUGCCGUGACAGCCCUUUUCCCCCCUCUCCUCCGUCCCUUCCCCGCCCCUUCCCCCGACUCCGGGGGAGAAGGGGACUUACGGCGUAAGACCUAUAGUGGUAUUUUGUCAUCUGGGGCUGGACAGGCAGCAGGAAGCGGCAAAGCGGGAAGCAAACAUGCAAAGCGAGCAAAGCAAGCAUGGCACUACCUUCCUACGGAUUAGUGGGAGUGCCCGGUAGUUGACGAGUUGUUGUUGUUUGUUGCUGUACAUGUGUGGACAGCUUGGGUCAUCCAUACGGCUGGUUGAGGAUACACCGGUCACUGUUGUUUUUGUCAUGCAUUAACAUUGUUUUGUGUUUUGGGGGAAGGGGGGACGGGCGGAGACGGGAACGGGGGGCGGUGAUGUCGCAGCAAAAAAUGUUGUUGGAUGCCCAUGCUAUACCCAUAGGGGAGCAAAUGGAGGGCAAGAAAAACAUGCGGGGGAGGGAGGAAUGAAUGCUCACUCAGUUGCCCCGUGUUUGUCUUGAA